CAAACUUGUGUUUCAUAUGCAUGCAGAAAAAAUGAGGUUUUUAAAGAUAUAUUACAUAGCUUUUGCAACACUGGCUUUGUUUACAAUCUCAUCAGCAGUAGCAGAUGAGGUAGUUGUUGCAUUUACUGAUCAGAACUUUGACAAGGUGGUCGGUCAAGACCGCGAUGCUCUCAUUGAGUUCUAUGCCCCUUGGUGUGGGCACUGUAAAAAGCUUGCUCCUGAAUUUGAAAAGCUUGGGUCAAGUUUUAAAAAAUCAGAAUCUGUUUUGAUUGGAAAGGUAGACUGUGAUGAACAAAAGGAAACUUGCAACAAAUUUGGGGUAUCUGGGUACCCCACCAUUCAGUGGUUUCCUAAAGGGUCUCUGGAGCCUAAAACGUAUGAAGGCACACACACUGCAGAAGCUCUUGUCGACUUUGUGAAUAGUGAAGGAGGUGCUAAUGUUAAGAUAGCUGCAGUGCCCUCGAGUGUUGUGGUACUUAAUUCUGAUAACUUUGAUGGGAUUGUUUUGGAUAAGACUAAGGAUGUCCUGGUUGAAUUCUAUGCAUCCUGGUGUGGUCACUGCAAAAGCCUUGCUCCUAUUUAUGAGAAGGUUGCAUCGGCCUUCAACAAGGAAGAAGAUGUAGUAAUUGCCAAUAUUGAUGCUGACAUUCACAAGGAUAUUGGAGAAAAGUACGGUGUUAGUGGCUUUCCAACUCUAAAAUUCUUUCCCAAGGGUAAGAAAGCUGAAGAAGAAUAUUAUGGUGGGAGAGACUUACAUGAAUUAAUGACUUUUAUCAAUGAGAGGCGUGCUACUAGCCAGGAUGGGAGAGGACAACUUACUUCUAAGGCUGAUGUCGUUGCGACCUUGGACAACUUGGUGAAGGAGUUUGCAAGUGCUGGUAAUGAUGAAAAGAUAGCAGCUUUUGCUCAUUUGCAGGAGGAAGUUAUGAAGCUUGAAGGUCCCGAUUCAAGAUAUGGCAGGAUCUAUCUGAAGUCUGCCAAGAGCUUCAUGGAUAAAGGUGCUGAUUACGCUAAAAAUGAAAUCCAGCAGUUAGAUCGUGUCCUGGCAAAGUCGACUGGUGCUGUGGAAGUUGAUGAGUUCACUCUGAAGAAGAAUAUCCUGUCUGCCUUUGCUUGAUCGGCCAAAGGAAUCACAUCACCGUCUAAGCUUCAUCCCAGGUUUGGGGAACUGUAAUAUCAAUAAUUAUUCAUCAUGUGCAUGUUCUGCACCUGGAUUGUUAUCUUUAAACAAGGAAAGUUGUUGCAUAACCGAAAAUUUUAUAUAUCUAAUAGGGAGUAUAUAAUUUAUCCUUUAGCAUAAGUACUAUUCAUUAUCUGAUGCCUUAUCAAUCAAUUUAUUUGUGUAUCCGUCCUUAUAAAUAAGAUUAGUUAUUUGUUUAA
Molecule: messenger RNA, 1380 nt
Organism: Daucus carota subsp. sativus
Lineage: Eukaryota; Viridiplantae; Streptophyta; Magnoliopsida; Apiales; Apiaceae
Product: protein disulfide-isomerase like 2-1
Exons: 11
Coding region: 17-1117 (366 amino acids)
Biological process (GO): protein folding
Cellular component (GO): endoplasmic reticulum
Molecular function (GO): protein disulfide isomerase activity
Source: RefSeq, a predicted model, not a curated record